AUGACUGACCCAAACAACGGAGGAAUUCAUUAUGCAUUUGCAAUCUUCAACUCACUGCAGGGCUUCUUCAUAUUGGUCUUUGGAACACUGUUGGACAAAAAGGUGCGGUCAGAAUUAACAAUAAAGUCACAAACCUCCCAGAGUAGGACAACGAGCACCAGCGCUGGAUUUUCAUUUAGUAACCUGAGAAUUUUUAGGAAUUGGCAACGGGGACGAGGUUCUUCAAGUAGCCUCAAUGUGUCUUCCAACUCUCUGGAUGAGCUUCUCAGCAAGGUGAAGGAUACCUUUGGUUUAAAGACCAAUGUCAGACUGCAAUAUAUGGACAAAGAGUUUGGUAAUGACUUCUUCAACCUCAGCUCAACUUCUGACCUGGAGGACUUGGGAACUGUCAAGAUUAAUGCGGAGUUCCAGAGGCUCAUGGCUCUUCCCCUUGAGCAGACGUUCUUGGCCCAGUUGGACAGGCACUCAAGUCAGCUGAUUAAAGUCAUCCAGGCCAAAGGAGGAGCAACACGUGCAAAAAUGGCUGGCAUCAUGAGAACUUAUGAUGAGGUAUGGAUAUCAUCAAUAUGGACACAGUGA
Molecule: messenger RNA, 579 nt
Organism: Menidia menidia (Atlantic silverside)
Lineage: Eukaryota; Metazoa; Chordata; Actinopteri; Atheriniformes; Atherinopsidae
Source: the annotation of a GenBank genome assembly